AUGGCCACUGCCAGACCCCCGGAAUAUGCGGUGGGGUUGCGGCAGUCGGCCGGGGGGUCCGCUGCCAGACUUGGCGGCGGCGACAGCGCCGCCUGUUCUGGCUCGGGGGGUCCAGCUGGUGUCCAGGCUGGCAGCGGAGGGAACGCUGCUGACAGCCCCCGGUCGCCACAUCAGCCAGAUACUGAUGCCAACCAGGGGAGGAGAGAUCAGUGCGAGAACAGCGAAUCAGAACACAACCUCAAAGCAGCUGCAGCCCUGGACCAGCACCCGCCGCUCUAA
Molecule: messenger RNA, 279 nt
Organism: Coccomyxa subellipsoidea C-169
Lineage: Eukaryota; Viridiplantae; Chlorophyta; Trebouxiophyceae; Coccomyxaceae
Exons: 2
Coding region: 1-279 (92 amino acids)
Source: RefSeq, a predicted model, not a curated record